CCUCGCUCGGCGGGCGCCGCCGGAGCCACCGCGGCUGGCGAGGCGGGGAGCGGCCGCCGGGGAGCCAAUCGGCCGUGGGGAGGGGCGGGACUUCCUGCGCGGGGGGCCCCAGCGGCUCGGUUGCCCGGCUCCGUGGUCCCCGGCUCGGCGGCGGCGGCGGCGGCGUCUCCUCCGUGGGGAGGCGCGCGGGGCCAUGACGUCAGCGUCCACCAAGGUCGGAGAGAUCUUCUCGGCGGCGGGCGCCGCCUUCACGAAGCUCGGGGAGCUGACGAUGCAGCUGCAUCCCGUGGCCGACUCUUCCCCCGCGGGUGCCAAGUGGACGGAGAUGGAGAUAGAGAUGCUGAGGGCUGCCGUGAAGCGGUUUGGGGACGAUCUUAAUCACAUCAGCUGUGUCAUCAAGGAACGGACAGUGGCCCAGAUAAAAGCCACCGUGAAACGCAAGGUAUACGAAGACUCUGGCAUCCCCCUUCCAGCUGAGUCGCCCAAGAAAGGACCCAAGAAGGUGCCUUCCGGUGUCUUGUCACCUCCUCCAGCUGCCCCUCCGCCAAGCAGCUCCAGUGUCCCUGAGGCCGGGGGUCCCCCCGUAAAGAAACAGAAGGCCGAUGUGACACUCAGUGCUCUGAAUGACUCGGAUGCCAACAGCGACCUGGUGGAUAUUGAAGGGCUGGGAGAAACUCCUCCAGCCAAGAAACUCAACUUCGACCAGGACAGCCUGACCCUGGAUUCUGGCCUUCUCAUGACCUCUGCUGACCCUCCUCUGCUCUCUCGCUGAGCCUCCCACCUCUGACCCCUCUCACCUCUGACCCCUCUCACUGUUCCCCCUGGACCUGUGGAUCGCCCGGGACUCUGAGCAAGCCUGCACGAGAGGGACGGUCACAAGGCUGCUGGGGCCCUACUGGCCACGCCGUUCCUGUAUGCGCAUCUGCCCCCGAAUCCCUCUGACCUCCACCUGAUGGACUUUUUUAUACAGAAAACAAUAAAGAUUGCCUUUUCCGCCUGG
Lutra lutra (Eurasian river otter) is the source of this 1000-nucleotide messenger RNA. It is a transcript of the gene BACC1, whose product is annotated as chromosome 16 C17orf49 homolog. Lineage: Eukaryota; Metazoa; Chordata; Mammalia; Carnivora; Mustelidae. Gene Ontology annotation, cellular component: MLL1 complex; NURF complex. The transcript has 6 exons. The record is from RefSeq and is a predicted model, not a curated record. Bases 194 to 772 code for a protein of 192 amino acids.